Molecule: messenger RNA, 1784 nt
Organism: Vanessa atalanta (red admiral)
Lineage: Eukaryota; Metazoa; Arthropoda; Insecta; Lepidoptera; Nymphalidae
Gene: DEF8
Product: differentially expressed in FDCP 8 homolog
Exons: 1
Coding region: 227-1552 (441 amino acids)
Source: RefSeq, a predicted model, not a curated record
CAAACUUUUACAAUCGACCGUGUGUUAUUAUUUCAUUACUCAUCAUUUAUUUUGAUUAAAACAAAGGAAACCAUGUAUGAGUGUACGACGUAAUUCAAUGAACAACGCACUACGUGAUAUUACAAUGAUAUAAAUAAUAUAAACCCGUUUCAAACUCUUCGUUUAUCUAUAAUGUGGUGAAGAUUAUAAAAGUAGUUUAUUAUUGGAAAUUACGUGUGCACACACCAUGGCCGCGGCCCUCGCAAACGAUUCCCCCAGGUAUCGCAACAGCUUAAUUUGCUGCAGCCCCAGAAGUGUAGACGUUACGUCUAGAUCAUCGUCAUCGACCUCCGGAUGUGUCUCCGCUGACGAAAGCUGUGACUCUAACUACAUUCCCAAGUCAAUAGCAAAUAAGAAACUUAAAAUUCACAGCUCGGCAACAAAGGAAGAAUUGGAGAAAGCGAUAAACCAAUGCAAGGAAUUAGUUUUAAAUAGCCCUCAGUGUUCUGAUGAGCGUAAAUGGUUAGUGCGUUAUUUAGUUGAACUACGUUUAAGAUUAGAAGAUCUGAAGGACAACGAUGGUCAGUUGAGGCCAAGGGUUGCCAUAAAAGGGCAUCAUUUUGAACAACAAAUUAAUACAAGCAACAGAAAGCAAUACUGUGAUCAUUGUAGCGGCGUUAUUUGGAGUAUUGUGCAAAGUUCAUAUGUAUGUACUGACUGUGGAUAUGUUUGUCACUAUAAAUGUGUAGAUGACAUAUGCAGAGUGUGUGCGCAUGUUGUAAUGACCGAGAGAGGGCAAUUUGAAAUGAGUAUAUGCCCUGAAAAAGGUUUAGCAUCACAGGACUACAAGUGUGCAGAAUGUGGCACUGCCUUAACAUUCAAAGACACUUGGAAUGAGCCUCGUCUCUGUGACUACACUGGAAUGUAUUUCUGUGCAACGUGCCAUUGGAAUGACUUAUCUGCGAUUCCAGCUAGAGUUGUACACAAUUGGGAUUGGGAUAAACGAUACAUAUCACGGCUAGCGUACCAAAUGCUGAACUUAUCAUGGUCUCGACCAUACAUUGAUGUCGAGAAUAUCAACUCUAGGCUGUUCAACUUUAUUGCUGAACUAGAAUGGGUCCACAAAAUGAGAAAAGAUCUUGAGUGGAUGAGGAGAUACUUAUGUGCCUGUGCUGAGGGGUCCACUCUCCUGUCUCCGUUAUUUGUACAACUCGGUGAUGUCAAUAAAAAGUACAGCAUGGCCCAUUUACAAGCUAUAAAUGAUGGAAGUCUUGAAACUCAACUAACAGAAUUAACUGAAGUUUGCCGAGUUCAUAUAACAAACUGCGCAUUAUGUUCUGGAAAAGGAUACUUAUGUGAAGUCUGUGGCAAUAAUGAAAUCUUAUAUCCAUUUGACAGCGGAGCAAUAUUGUGCAACAAAUGCAACUCGAUGUUUCACAGAAGUUGCUGGUUAAGGAAAGGACAAGCUUGCUUAAAAUGCUUGCGCUUAGACAAUAGAAAAAAGGACACAGUUCAGUCUCCGGACGACGUUGACACACAUUUGGAAUAUGACAUUGAUAAAUUUGUCGAAUAGAUUUUUAUGUUUGUUUAUGAUCUGUAAAUUUUAAUAAUAAAUAUAUCUAACAAGUUGUUUAUAUUGUAAAUAAAUACAUUAAGGUCCAACAUAACCAACAUUGUUUGGCAAUAAUAUAUUUAUAAGUUCAAUUUAGCUUUACAAUUUUUAUGAAACUAAGCUUUGUGACAAAAAUAAAAUGUCAAUAUUAAAAAAAAAAAAAAAUGCCUUGGUGCUGUUGAUUAAUAAUAUU